AUGAAACAUCUAACUCUACUAUUAACCCUGAUUUCUGUUUCUUUUGCCAUUCAGUGUUACGUAGAUGAAACGCUGAGUGAAGGACACGGACCAUUGGUUACAAAAACGAACUGCUCGACCGGUUGCGACUUUUGCGGGAAAGCGGUUUCAAAAUCAUCUUCCUUAUACUCUCCAUCGACUUGGGGUUGUGGUUGUGGAGAGGCUAAUCUCGCCGCAUUUGACGCCGAAGCGUGCACAAGCGUCGGAAAAUGCUAUGUCGACGAGGAUUUCAGUCAAGAGCACACUUCGAGACAGAAAAUCGUCAACUGCUCGGAUGAUUGUGAAUAUUGCGGAAAGAUAACCGAUUCAAGAACUUCAGAAGGAGAAAGUACACGUUACACUGUUUUCCAUUCAACAUGGGGAUGCGGAUGUGGAGACGAGUUUUUGGUCACUUUCACCAAAGCACAAUGUUUUCGUCAGGGUCAACUGAAAACCAGUGAUGGGAAAUUAUAUUGUUGUUGGGGAGAUUUGUGCAAUUCUUAUAAGCAAAUCAUUUUUCCAAUAAUCUUUGCAAUUUCGAUGCCUAUUUUCGUUGCCUUUUUAAGAGUU
This is a messenger RNA of Mesorhabditis belari, 588 nucleotides long. NCBI's taxonomy places the organism in Eukaryota, Metazoa, Nematoda, Chromadorea, Rhabditida, Rhabditidae. The record is from the annotation of a GenBank genome assembly.